This is a messenger RNA of Sphenostylis stenocarpa, 1926 nucleotides long. The record is from the annotation of a GenBank genome assembly. NCBI's taxonomy places the organism in Eukaryota, Viridiplantae, Streptophyta, Magnoliopsida, Fabales, Fabaceae.
AUGGAUCCAAAGUUUUAUUAUACAGUUAGGACCAAUGACAUAGCCACAUUUUCAAGCCUAGUUAAUGAGAAUAAAGAAAUUCUUCAUCAGAGAACUGCUGAUUCCUUGAGCACUCCAUUACAUCUUGCUUCCAGGUACGGGUGCACUGAAAUAGUAUCUGAUAUUGUGAGAUUGUGCCCUGUCAUGGUUUCUGCUGAGAAUAAAAUCCUGGAGACACCAAUUCAUGAGGUCUUGAAGUUGCUCUUACAUACCAACUCCGCAGCUGUUUGUAAGAUUAAUCUGAAUGGUAAAAACGCUUGUUUUCUAGCUUGCAGCCAUGGCCAUGUUGACAUGGUUAAUCUCCUGCUCAAUCUAUCUGAGAUGGUGGGGCCAGAGGCAGCAGGGUUUGAUCAAUCUUGUAUCCAUAUUGCUGCAUCAAGAGGGCACAUAGAUGUCGUCAGAGAAUUGUUGAAUGUGUGGCCAGAACUUGUUGAAGUAAUUGAUGAUGAUGGGAACUCACCAUUGCAUCAUGCUUGUGAUAGGGGACACAAAGAGAUUGCAUUCAUCCCACUCAAACGUGAUUCAAAUCUUCUCUUACAAUACAACAACAAUGGCUAUACGCCAUUGCACCUAGCAGUAAUGAACGGGAAAGUCUCAAUCCUUCAAGAUUUUGUGUCAAGCAUUGUUGCAUCACUUAACCGUCUCACUAGAGCGGAAGAGACAAUAUUUCAUUUAGCUGUGAGAUAUGGAUCGCAAGAUGCUUUGGAAUUCUUGGUGGAUGUAUCCAAUGGGACCAAUCUAUUGCACUGUCAAGAUCGUUAUGGCAACACUGUCUUACAUCUUGCGGUUAUUGGCAAACGCUAUAAGAUGGCAGAGUUCUUGAUCAACAAGACAAAGGUGGAUAUUAAUGCUCGGAACUAUGAAGGGAUCUCAGCACUUGACGUCCUAGUUCAGGCUAAGGACAGUGCAGAAAAUAGGCACUUACUAGUCACUUUAAUCAGAGCUGGUGGCGGAAGAAGCAUCCAAUCUUCCCCUUUUUCACGGGAAACAGAGAAGACCAGUUCUGUGUCUCCUGUAGCAUCUACUAUUUCUAUGUCAUGGAGGUGUACACCUAAUCCAGUGGAAUUGUCAAAUCAAAAUGAAAUGGUUACUUAUUAUGAUUGUGCAAGUCCAUCACAAGCUGGUAGAAGCACCAAAUCUAGAUCACCUUCCCAGCCUCAAGUGAGUGAGAUAUUUGAGAAUGGAAACGAUAAACCAUAUUACAUCUCCCCAACAAAUUCAGGGAAACAGAAGAAGCAUCAGAACAAAAGAAAAGUGGAAAAUCCAAGUCAAUUUUAUUAUACUCAGAGCAACAGGAGUAAGCUCUAUGAGAUGCACAAAGAGGCAAUACUAAAUGCCAGGAAUACGAUUACAAUAGUUGCUGUUUUGAUUGCUACUGUAACUUUUGCUGCUGGCAUUAGUCCCCCUGGUGGUGUGUACCAAGAAGGACCAAUGAGAGGCAAGUCAAUGGUGGGCAAAACAACAGCCUUCAAGGUCUUUGCAGUAAGCAACAACAUAGCACUAUUCACCUCUAUAUGUAUAGUCAUUGUGCUUGUUAGUAUCAUUCCAUUUAGAAUAAAAGCACACACAAGACUAUUGGCAAUCACUCACAAGGUAAUGUGGGUGUCUGUGGCUUUUAUGGCAACUGGUUAUGUUGCAGCCAUAUGGGUGAUCUUGCCACAUAGUCCAGAUAUGCAAUGGCUAUCUGUUGUGCUAAUAGCCCUAGGUGGUGGCUCUCUGGGCACAGUCUUCAUUGGUCUCAGUGUGAUGCUGGUUGAGCACUGGCUGAGAAAAUCAAAGUGGAAAAAGAUUAGGAAGGAAGGUGUGGAUGUAGCUGCAGACUACGAAAAGGAAAGUGAAAAUUCAGAUAUUGAGAGCUCUUAUUCAAAGGGUUACCAUUCAUACUGA